Messenger RNA from Erythranthe guttata (spotted monkey flower), 1707 nucleotides. Its product is annotated as cytochrome P450 71A6. The record is from RefSeq and is a predicted model, not a curated record. Gene Ontology annotation, molecular function: monooxygenase activity; heme binding; iron ion binding. NCBI's taxonomy places the organism in Eukaryota, Viridiplantae, Streptophyta, Magnoliopsida, Lamiales, Phrymaceae.
AUUGCUCUAGUUUCAUGCUUUCUACUUAAAUCAAAAAAAGAGAAUUAAAAAAAAAAAAAAAAAUGGUUUCCUUUACACAUUUCUUGAUUCUGUUUUUCCCCUUAGCUUCGUUCCUCAUCUUCCUCUACAAAUGGCAACAUCUCCGCCGUAACCACACCGGAAAAAGGCUACCGCCGUCACCAAGAAAGAUUCCGGUGAUCGGAAACCUCCACCAACUAGGCCCACUCCCCCACAGAUCACUCCAAUCCCUCUCCCAAAAACACGGCCCACUCAUGCUCCUCCACUUCGGCCGCGUACCGGUUCUCGUUGCCACCUCAGCCGAAGCAGCGCGUGAGAUAAUGAAGAACCAGGACCUUAUCUUCUCGAACAGGCCGAAGCUAACAAUUCCCGACAAGUUAAUGUACGAAUCGAGAGACGUUGCGUUCUCUCGGUACGGAGAGUACUGGAGGAAGAUGAAGAGCAUAUGCGUGCUCCAGCUACUUAGCACGAAGAGGGUUCAUUCUUUUCGCCGCGUAAGGGAAGAAGAAACCUCGCUCAUGGUCGAUAACAUCGCGAAAUUAUUAUUAUUACCGGGAUGUAAUAAUAAUAAUAAUAAUAACGACGACGAUAAUCGUGUCGUAAUAAACUUGAGCGAUAUGUUCAUCUUGCUAAUGAACGACGUACUUUGUAGGGUUGUGUUGGGGAGAAAAUAUAGUGGCGGUGAAGAUGAUGAUCGAGAGUUUAAGACGAUGUCGCACGAGAGUUCGAUAUUGUUGGGAACUUUUUGUGUAGCGGAUUAUAUUAAUAUACCUAAUUGGUUGGGUUGGCUGAUUACCGGCGGAUUAUAUGCUAAAGUUGACAAACUGGCGAAACGGUUGGAUCGAUUCUUGGAGAGUGUAGUGGAGGAGCAUCGAUCGAAGAUAGGAGAGAAUACGAGUACGGAUUUUGUUGACAUAUUGCUCGAAACUCAAAGAGAAAACGGCAAAGACCACAUUGACGACGACGCUGUCAAAGCUAUAAUCCUUGACAUAUUUGUUGCUGGAACCGACACAACAUAUACCGUGCUAGAGUGGGCGAUGACCGAGCUUUUACGAUAUCCAAACACGAUGUCGAAACUGCAGAACGAAGUGAGAAAAGUGGUCGGAGAAAACAAAGAGUUCGUAACAGAGGACGACUUGGACAAAAUGCACUACCUCAAAGCAGUAAUAAAAGAGAGCCUAAGGCUACACACACCCGUUCCGUUACUAGCCCCACGAGAAUCGAUUAAAGACACGAAAGUAAUGGGGUACGACGUUGCUGCCGGAACGCACGUUCUUGUAAAUGCGUGGUCCAUCGCAAGAGACCCGACAAUGUGGGAAAAUCCGGAGGAAUUCAAUCCCGACAGAUUUAUGAACACGGACGUGGAUUUCAAGGGUCAGCAUUUUGAGUACAUCCCGUUUGGUGCGGGCAGGAGGGGCUGCCCGGGUAUUACAUUUGCAAUGGUUGUUAAUGAGCUUGCGUUAGCGAAAUUGGUGCACAGAUUCAACUUCGAUCUGCCCGAUAACGAUGGCGGGGCAAGAAAGAAUGAUUCGGACGUGGCUGAAGCCGCCGGAUUGACUGUCCGUAAGAAGUUUCCGCUGUUUGUAGUCGCCACCCCAUCGCUCUAAAAUUCUUCAACCUUAUGAUAAAUCUUAUAUUAUGUAAAAUUAAUUAUUAUUGCCAUGAUCUAAUAAGAAUGUUUUUUUUUUU